Messenger RNA from Tachyglossus aculeatus (Australian echidna), 2236 nucleotides. It is a transcript of the gene CBLN1, whose product is annotated as cerebellin 1 precursor. Gene Ontology annotation, molecular function: protein binding. The record is from RefSeq and is a predicted model, not a curated record. The transcript has 3 exons. Lineage: Eukaryota; Metazoa; Chordata; Mammalia; Monotremata; Tachyglossidae. The coding region runs from base 18 to 599 and encodes 193 amino acids. Gene Ontology annotation, cellular component: synaptic cleft; glutamatergic synapse.
GCCGGGGUCCGGCCGCGAUGCUGGGCGCCCUGGAGCUGCUGCUGCUGGGGGCGGCCUGGCUGGCCGGUCCGGCCCGCGGGCAGAACGAGACGGAGCCCAUCGUCCUGGAGGGGAAGUGCCUGGUGGUCUGCGACUCCAACCCCACGUCCGACCCCACGGGCACGGCACUGGGCAUCUCCGUGCGCUCGGGGAGCGCCAAGGUGGCUUUCUCCGCCAUCCGGAGCACCAACCACGAACCCAGCGAGAUGAGCAACCGCACUAUGAUCAUCUACUUCGACCAGGUACUAGUGAACAUCGGAAGCAACUUCGACUCGGAGCGCAGCACUUUCAUCUCCCCACGGAAAGGGAUUUACAGCUUCAACUUCCACGUGGUGAAAGUCUACAACAGACAGACCAUCCAGGUAAGCUUGAUGCUCAACGGCUGGCCGGUGAUCUCGGCCUUUGCCGGGGACCAGGAUGUGACCCGGGAAGCGGCCAGCAACGGCGUCCUGAUCCAGAUGGAGAAGGGAGACCGGGCGUACCUCAAACUGGAGCGGGGAAACUUGAUGGGAGGCUGGAAAUAUUCUACGUUCUCUGGAUUUCUCGUGUUCCCUCUCUAAAGGACUCCUCGCUAGAACGGAGGGAGACAGAGAGAGAGAGUGAGUGAGUGAGUGAGAGAGAGAGAGAGAGAGAGAGAGAGAGAGAGAGAGAGAGAGAGAAAGCAGCAAGUCUUGAGAAUUUCUUACAAAUUCCCAAAUCGUACCUGGGUAUAAUGAGCUCUGGACAGCAUACUCUUUCUGUUAAUUUAGUAAAAGAAGCUCAAUUCCGCGUAGGUCUGUGUACACGUUUCGAAUAAUAUGAUUUCCUUUCCCCCUUCUUCGGUUCUUGUAGCCAAGAGAGGCCGCAUUGUAAUUGGCUUUGACCUCCAAUAACCAAAUGCUCCCCCCCAUCCCAAAGUAGCUUAAAAAUCAAACAGACAACAACCCCAAAGCCUUUGUAUUUCGAUGGUGUAAGUCUUCAAAUAUUUCUCCCUUGGUUGACUUUCCACUGACUCCGUCGUUCUGCUGAUACUUUACAGUGUUCUUCUCCGUAGCCCCUUCCGGGGGGUCUUCUGCGUUUCGAAAGCGUUGCUCUUAAACUUGGAUAAGAGUUAACUUUCAGAAGGUAUUUUUGAAUACACGGAUGCCAUGGCGAAGGAAAAAAAAAAAGACUCGCUUCGCCGUUGACUGGCUGACAGUUCCAAAAAGAAAAUUUAUACACGAAGAUCUAUUCCCGGUGGCAACUGAUGGAAUAGAAUAUUUCAGUAUUUCUAUGUAAUAUUCAAAGUGAUUGUGAACUAUAAGGCUGCUAAAUGUUUUGAUGCUUGUUUUGCUCUCGUAAAAUGUGGCCCGACUAAACGCCAAGAAGUAUAUCGAACUUUUACUCUCUUACUCUGUAAUAUAUGUGUGAAUAUCGGAAAUUUAAUUUGGCUUCGAUUCAAUAAAGUUUCAAGGGGACUUUUAUUUUCCUUAAACAGAAAUAAGGUUUCUGAAUGCCGCCCUUGCACCCUCCACGGGUCCAAGGUGGGAGGAAAGAACGGAUGUGAAGUGGUGAAAGAGGUUUUGAUGCCGUAAUCUUUAGGGUCUUGGCCCCAAAAGGAAGGGGAUUUCGGUGGUAAGAGUCGCCCUGCCGGGUCGAAGACGAGGCGGCCGACGGGGAGGCCGCAUCCGGGCCUGUGAGUGUCCAAUCUCUCGCACGGUCGCGCAAUUUUAGAGGUCGAUGGGUCUCAGCAUCACUAUCCUCCAGGUCGGAGCCCGCCUUCUCGUCGCUUUUCUGCAAUUCUUUCUUUUCAUCGGGAGAGAAAAGCAUUCCCGUUCGCAGCCAACCGGAGCGCGGUCCAAAAGGGGAUCUUCCCGCGCUAGGACAAAUCGUCCUAAAUACUCUAAAUUAUGCUAAAUUUAAAAUUUACAGAAGGGGAAAUCUGCCCGGUUCAGUACGGAAUCGCCUUCACUUAAUCCCAGCUUGUUUUUACCAUUGUCUGUAUUAUAGAAUUCGAAUCCGAUGACAUUUUAUACAAGCGUCUCUGAAAUCCUUAUCCUGUACACUUAUUGGUUUAGCUAGGCAUUAUUUUGUUUACGGUCUUUAAGAGAUGUAAAUUCUAUAAUUUUUGCAGUACUCGGAGAUUACUACUUUUAUUAAAAGGUCCGCAAAGGAUUUCGAUUGUAUCCAAAUAUGUGAAAGCAAAAGUGUAAUAAACAAGUUCAUUUUAAGACUGGAA